CAUCAGCAUAGGAAGUUCUAGUAUCUGAUCACCGAGAAUCAUUCAGCUUGGCCAUCCGUGACCCCUGAUGUGAUGAGCUCCUCAUGGUGGCACUAUUGUCCUGACUCCAUCAGGUAUUUGUGUCCAGGUAAUGAGCCGUCUCAGCUUUAAGGCUGUAAGAAAAGCAGGUGCCCAUCAGUACAGGUACGGGAGCAGUAGUUAACAGGGAUCACACCGGUGGAUCAGGCUACCUAAAGGACUGCAGCUUGUCAUAUUUCGCCCUGCCGAGGUCCACGUCCACACAUGUGAUGCAGUCACUCGCCCAAGAAAUUAAAUCAUUCUCCAAGACCAACCUGAGAAAGCAAUGCACCCGGGUGACGACUCUGAGCGGGAGGCGGAUUAUUGAAACAUGGAAAGGGACCACUGUCCAUGUGGUUGAGGACACUGUCCAACCUGAAACACCGUGUGGAUACAUUCAGGAUAAUACAUGGGACCUCCAAGUGGGAUAUAUUAGACCUUAUUUAUUACUGGGUUCACAGGAUGCUGCUCAUGACUUUGGCACUUUAAAAAAGUACAAGGUCACUCACAUCCUGAAUGUGGCGUACGGUGUGGAAAACGCUUUCCCAGAUCUAUUCAUCUAUAAAACCCUGAGCAUACUGGAUCUGCCCGACACUGACAUCAUAUCACACCUGCAUGAGUGCGCACAGUUCAUAGACCAGGCCAAGGCUGAGAAAGGUGUAGUGCUGGUCCACUGUAACACCGGUGUGUCUCGGGCAGUCUCUGUGGUCAUCGGAUACCUGAUGUGGAGAGAAGGCCAGUCAUUCGAUGAUGCGUUUUCUCAGGUGAAGUCAUCGAGGCCAGCGUCGUGUCCAAACCCGGGUUUCAUCGACCAGCUGAAAAACUUCAAACCCCAAUGUGGUGUAGAAGCAAACGGUCUGACUGGCCAUUCAUAAAUCCUCCUACAUUGUGUGUGUGUGUGUGUUAAUUCUAAAGGCACCGGUGCUUUUGAUGAGGUUUUUAAACGGCCAUAACCAUGAUAAUUGUGACCUUCAGUGAGCAUGAGGAGGAACGAGCAUUUAGAUUGCUCGGGACAAAUGCUAAAGUUGUUAUGGAUGAUAUAUACACAUACAAAUAUAUACACAAUGUUUUUUUUUUUUUAAAACAAGCUUGAGAAUCAGCUUUCUAACAUAACAGAGCUCUAACAUAAUUCUUGUUAACCUAUUAGUAUUAUUAUUAUUUUUCCUUAACCCCAUUUUUGACUCUUUUAUCAGGAUGACUAGAAAUAUAAUUUGUUCUAAAGGAUUUUUAGCGUUACAGUAGAAGCCCUUAAUGUACAUUUAACACACUUUAAAGUGCACUUCCCUUCACUUUCCUAAGUAAAAUCAAAGCCUUUGGGAAAAUCAACUUAGAAGUACUUUCUGAGAUUUCGGACACUCUUUAUAUAUGUUCUCGACUCUCAGGAAGGUUCAGGGAAUGCUCUGGAUUAAUCAUCAGAAAGGAUACAGAAUAGCGACAAAUAUAUAUUUCAUUUUUAAAGCCGCCUGUGCAGACUUGAACUGUAAUUUGUUCUAUUUCAAUCUACAAAAUAAAAAAAAUAAAAUGUUAGUGUUAAUGAUGAAGUUGUGUAUGAUGUAGGUUGAAU
This is a messenger RNA of Hemibagrus wyckioides, 1621 nucleotides long. RefSeq names its product dual specificity phosphatase 19a (gene dusp19a). Gene Ontology annotation, cellular component: cytoplasm. Lineage: Eukaryota; Metazoa; Chordata; Actinopteri; Siluriformes; Bagridae. Gene Ontology annotation, biological process: protein dephosphorylation; regulation of MAP kinase activity. Gene Ontology annotation, molecular function: JUN kinase phosphatase activity. The record is from RefSeq and is a predicted model, not a curated record. The coding region runs from base 288 to 932 and encodes 214 amino acids. The transcript has 4 exons.